Messenger RNA from Sus scrofa (pig), 3638 nucleotides. RefSeq names its product CD46 molecule (gene CD46). The record is from RefSeq and is a predicted model, not a curated record. Gene Ontology annotation, cellular component: cell surface. Lineage: Eukaryota; Metazoa; Chordata; Mammalia; Artiodactyla; Suidae.
CCCAGGCCACGCCCACUGGCCUGACCGCGCGGGAGGCUCCCGGAGACCGUGGAUUCUUACUCCUGCUGUCGGAACUCGAAGAGGUCUCCGCUAGGCUGGUGUCGGGUUACCUGCUCAUCUUCCCGAAAAUGAUGGCGUUUUGCGCGCUGCGCAAGGCACUGCCCUGCCGUCCCGAGAAUCCCUUUUCUUCGAGGUGCUUCGUUGAGAUUCUUUGGGUGUCGUUGGCCCUAGUGUUCCUGCUUCCCAUGCCCUCAGAUGCCUGUGAUGAGCCACCGAAGUUUGAAAGCAUGCGGCCCCAAGUUUUGAAUACCACUUACAGACCCGGAGACCGUGUAGAGUAUGAAUGUCGCCCCGGGUUCCAGCCCAUGGUUCCUGCGCUUCCCACCUCUUCCGUCUGUCAGGACGAUAAUACGUGGUCACCCCUCCAGGAGGCUUGUCGACGAAAAGCCUGUUCGAAUCUACCAGACCCGUUAAAUGGCCAAGUUAGCUACCCAAAUGGGGAUACUCUGUUUGGUUCGAAGGCUCAGUUUACCUGUAACACUGGUUUUUACAUAAUUGGAGCCGAGACUGUGUAUUGUCAGGUUUCUGGGAAUGUUAUGGCCUGGAGUGAGCCCUCCCCGCUAUGUGAGAAGAUUUUGUGUAAACCACCUGGCGAAAUUCCAAAUGGAAAAUACACCAAUAGCCAUAAGGAUGUAUUUGAAUACAAUGAAGUAGUAACUUACAGUUGUCUUUCUUCAACUGGACCGGAUGAAUUUUCACUUGUUGGAGAGAGCAGCCUUUUUUGUAUUGGGAAGGACGAGUGGAGUAGUGACCCCCCUGAGUGUAAAGUGGUCAAAUGUCCAUAUCCAGUAGUCCCAAAUGGAGAAAUUGUAUCAGGAUUUGGAUCAAAAUUUUACUACAAAGCAGAGGUUGUAUUUAAAUGCAAUGCUGGUUUUACCCUUCAUGGCAGAGACACAAUUGUCUGCGGUGCAAACAGCACGUGGGAGCCUGAGAUGCCCCAAUGUAUCAAAGAUUCCAAGCCUACUGAUCCACCUGCAACCCCAGGACCAAGCCAUCCAGGACCUCCCAGUCCCAGUGAUGCAUCACCACCUAAAGAUGCUGAGAGUUUAGAUGGAGGAAUCAUCGCUGCAAUUGUUGUGGGCGUCUUAGCUGCCAUUGCAGUAAUUGCUGGUGGUGUAUACUUUUUUCAUCAUAAAUACAACAAGAAAAGUUUGCCUGUUAGCGUCCGUGUCCUAUGCUGGGAGUGGCAGUGUGUCUCCCCAUCCCACAGCCAGCAACCCUGAGGGGCUUCUCAGGAUUUCAGAAGUGGCUCAUCUGUGUAAGGAAAACAGAGAUUAAUGCUUCAUACAGCACCUACCAGGAUAAAGCAGCCGCUCCAGCAGAAUAGACGGACUAAAUGACUUCCACAAACCCUUGAAAAUGAAGGAAAUCUCAGCAUUUGAGAGAAAGACCUUGAGGAGCUAGGGCCUCCUUUUUUCAUAUGGAAAAGACAAGUUCUGUAUGACCUCACAUGUAGAAUCAAAAACAUUUUUCUAUGGCAAAGGAGAUUGGCUUGAAGGGGUGGGGGCGGGGGGGGGUGGUUGGGGAAGGAUUGAGUGAAGGCGGGCAGAAGGCAUAUACCUUUUAUACUUUUUCACCUGUAAGAUAAACAGGGACUGUACAGCUUAGUGACUCCAGUUUGCGAGUAAUACUGUAUAUUGGCCGGUUGCUAGGACAGCAGAUAUUUAAAUCUGUAAUCAGCUAGAAGAAAACCAGGUCUGUGUAGGUCUGUGCAGUGAUGGAUGGUAACUAAACUUUAAUUGUGAUCAUUUUACAAUAAGACAUUAUCAAAUCCUGCUGUACAGCUGAAGCUUACACAAUGCUGUAUGUCAAACAUGUCUCAGUACUGAAAGAAAAAAAAUCGGUAACAAUUAUUUCCUGGCUUCUGACAGUAUCAGGAGUAGAACUGCUAAACUGUAAUGCUAACAUUUUACUGGGGCUGGAGUGUGGUCACCACCCUUUGUGCUUCUUUGAGACGUGUAUGAGUUUAGGUUUGAACCUCUUGUUUUCCGUCAAGUGACACUUGUAUUUGCAGGGCAAGCCAACACAGUAUCCCCGGGUGUUAGGGUGGGCAAAUAUUGCUUCUCUGCAAUCUUUGAACUCAGAGAAAUGGCAUUCAAGAUGAUGAUAUUUACAUUUCAUUUGUAAAGAAAGCGAUGUUGAAAAUUUUUCUGUUCAAAGGUUCACGCCAACCCUUUAGGUUCAUUCAUCUACAGUCCUAAAAAUGUCUUUUACGUAUGUGUGCACACUUUUUUUUACAAAUGUGUGUGUGCACUGCUUCAGCCCUUAGUAAAAGUAAGAAUACUGAACACUGAGAAUUUAAACACAUUUGUCUUCCUAAUAAUGAUUAUCGGAAAAUACUCUUAAAGUUAAUGGGGUAAAACUGUAUUUUAAAAAGUUAUUUGUAUCUUCUUGGCGACUGAGAGAAGCUAUAAAGUGUAUACAUGGCAGUCACCCUUUUCAAUAGCAGGAAGGCAGUCUCAAGUAAUCAAAAAGAACUCAGCAUCCGUUCCAGGCUUCUAGAAACAGUUGGAGGGCUCUAACACCCACAGCAAGAGUGCCGGCCGAGUCCAAAGCGGCCUCCAGUUCUCCUUAAGAGAAUCCCACUCUUUAGAGGAUGAGAAAUCCACUCUAAAUUCUGGCCAUCGGUGGCCUUCCCUCCCAACUUGAAUAGGCGUCUCGUAGGGAAAACGUGUCACCCACAGGUAGGCAGUUAAUGUAGAGAAAGUUCAUCAGAGCAGGUCACGUCGCCGCGUCCGUAAAGCACAGAGUGAAGAUGAAGCCACGUGUUUCAGAAGAGCAAACUUACCUCUGCGGCUCCCCUGCCGCCCAUGCAAAGGGAGGAAAAGAGCCAACAGCCCAGGUGGCCCUUGAUGUUCAGGUGACACAGAUCCCGGCCCUCUCCUCUGUCCUCACACCUGGCAGGGACUCUUUCCAAAGAGCCAGAGGCCGAAGAGGAUGGCCUGCCCUUCCAAUUCAGCUAAAACUCUUGCAUCUACGCUUUUAUACUUGGUAGCUCAGGUUGGGCCAGAGAAGCGUUGCCUCGAGAGAGGAAUAUGAGGAAUCAAGCGUGGAACCGGGGGAAAUGAUGUGACCCUCUAAGGACGUGUUUCUAAGACGCUGUAAGUGCUGCUUCUCUUUGCAAGGAUUCUGCAGUAACCAAGUAGAAGUUUGGACCUGCUUUCACAUACUUUUCAAGGAGGUAGCACUUUCUUGGAAGCAAGGGAUGUCGCUGUCGUUCUUAUUUCUUCAAAACCCUUCAAGGAGUGUUUGCAACCAAAGACGUGCGCUUACCAAAACAGACUUUCGUAGUUUCCACUUCAGAUUCAGUCUUUCCACUUUAAUAUAUUUAUAUGUGAGACUGAAAUGGGUGUGUAAGUAUAUAUGUUCUGUUUGUCAAAGCAUUUGUCACUUACCGAAACAUAUGGGGAAACCCCUGCUCUCUAGAAAUGUGAGAGGGAAAAAAGUGUAUUUGAAUUUAAAGCGCUUGUAAACCUGCAGGAAUAUAUUCGUACUAGAUGGAUACGUGCUGUGUAUUAUUGUUCAUUUUGUGAAAGUUGUAUCUUCUCACCUGCUAUAAAAGAUGUACUUUCAGAGCA